Molecule: messenger RNA, 288 nt
Organism: Cyphellophora attinorum
Lineage: Eukaryota; Fungi; Ascomycota; Eurotiomycetes; Chaetothyriales; Cyphellophoraceae
Product: Plasma membrane proteolipid 3
Exons: 2
Coding region: 1-288 (95 amino acids)
Cellular component (GO): membrane
Source: RefSeq, a predicted model, not a curated record
AUGGGUGACGGAGCUCCUGCCUUGUUGAUCGUCCUGAUCACGAUACUGUUCCCGCCUGUCGGCGUGGCAAUGGUCAGUGGCUGCGGUGCGGAUCUCUUCAUCAACAUCGCCCUCACAAUUCUCGGUUACUUCCCUGGUCACAUCCAUGCGUUCUACAUCGAAUAUGUCUACUUCGACCGUCGCGAGCGUGCCCGCAACGGCGAGCUGACCGGAGAGCCUGCUCCAGGAGUCUACAGCGACCGUGUGCAGAGCGGUGGUCUGCGUCAGCAAGGGUACGGCACGCUGUAG